This is a messenger RNA of Aspergillus puulaauensis, 1071 nucleotides long. Its product is annotated as putative NAD binding Rossmann fold oxidoreductase. The transcript is spliced from 4 exons. Gene Ontology annotation, biological process: NADPH regeneration. NCBI's taxonomy places the organism in Eukaryota, Fungi, Ascomycota, Eurotiomycetes, Eurotiales, Aspergillaceae. Gene Ontology annotation, cellular component: cytoplasm. Bases 1 to 1071 code for a protein of 356 amino acids. The record is from RefSeq and is a predicted model, not a curated record. Gene Ontology annotation, molecular function: oxidoreductase activity; nucleotide binding.
AUGUCCCACGGAGACCGCGUCAAAUUCGCCCUCUUCGGCCUCGGACGCCUGGGAGUCCUUCGAGCCCGAAUCCUCGCCUUCCAGCAGCCUCGCAUUGAACUGGUCGCCGUCUGCGAUACAAAGCCAGGCACUGACAAAUGGACCGCAGAGAACCUGCCCCCGUCUGUGAAGUACUUUUCGAACCCCCAGGAAUGUUUAAAGAGCAGCGGCGCUGAGGCCGUGCUUAUAUGCACCGCGACGGCAACUCACGCGCCGUUGAUCUUGCAGGCACUCGACCUCAACUUGCAUGUUAUGUGCGAGAAGCCUGUUUCUGUGGAUAUCGCUACUACCAAGGCGGUUGUUGAGAAGUCGGCGUCUAGGCCGGAUCUCAAGUUCCUCGUUCCUUUUACUCGGAGAUAUGACAAGUCCUACCGCCAGGCGAAGACGCUGGUCGACAAUGGAGAUCUUGGCGAGAUUCACGCUGUGGAGACAACCGGUAUCGAUCAGGCAGAUCCCAAUGCAUUCUUCGUGUCCUUUUCCGAACAAUCGGGGGGUAUCUUCCUCGAUUUUGGAAUCCACACCGUCGACGCCGGCCGAUACCUACUAGAUGUCAAAUCCGGCCUCUCCAACCCUAAGAAACAAGUCAACCGCGUCAUCGCCUUCGGCCAGAAUGCCGUAUACACCGACCUAGCCAAAUACGGCGACGCCGACAACGCCUGGGGCUUGGUAGAAUACGCCAACGGCAAGAUCUUCAAGACAUACCUAGCCCGCACGCUGACGAGCGGGUUCGAAGACACAACGCGACUCUGCGGUACAAAGGGGCAUUCGAUUAUCAGCGCGAACUCGAAUGUAGAGAUCCGUGAUCAGCUGGGGAUUCGGACGAAGUCUGUCCCUGAUGCGUUUACGUUAUUUGAUGAGACCUUCCGCACGGAUCUGACGGAGUUUGCGGAUGCCGUGCUUGAUGGGAAGGCAUUGACUUGUCAGCCCGAGGAUGCGUUUGAGGCGGGGAAGAUUUGUGCGGCGUUGCAGUAUUCGUUUAGGAGGGGGGUGCCUGUUUAUUUUGAUGAUGAGGGACUGCCUGUUAUGGAGUAG